This is a messenger RNA of Trichosurus vulpecula (common brushtail), 5893 nucleotides long. It is a transcript of the gene SMG6, whose product is annotated as SMG6 nonsense mediated mRNA decay factor. Gene Ontology annotation, molecular function: telomeric repeat DNA binding; protein binding; telomerase RNA binding. The transcript has 19 exons. Gene Ontology annotation, biological process: nuclear-transcribed mRNA catabolic process, nonsense-mediated decay. The record is from RefSeq and is a predicted model, not a curated record. NCBI's taxonomy places the organism in Eukaryota, Metazoa, Chordata, Mammalia, Diprotodontia, Phalangeridae. Gene Ontology annotation, cellular component: telomerase holoenzyme complex. The coding region runs from base 123 to 4373 and encodes 1416 amino acids.
AGGGAGGGGGCAGCGCGCGCCGCCCGCCCGUCCGCCCGCCCGCCCGUCGUGGUUUCCUGGCUGCGCGCGGCGGCGGCGGCGGCGGAGCCGGAGCAGGAGGAGCAGCAGCAGCAGCAGCGAAGAUGGCGGAGGGGCUGGAGCGCGUCCGGGUCUCAGCGGCCGAGCUGCGGGGGAUCCUGGCCACCCUGGCCCCGCAGGCGGGCGCGCGAGAAAACAUGAAGGAGCUGAAGGAGCCCAGGCAGCGUAAAGAUAAUCGGCGCCCAGAUCUGGAAAUCUACAAGCCUGGUCUUUCCCGACUGAGGAACAAACCCAAAAUCAAGGAGCCUUCAGGGACUGAGGAAUUCAGGGAUGAAGCUGCCAAUGACAGAGGUACCUCUGCUUUGGAAAAUGGAACCCAGGCCAUUCGAGAUCUCUGCAAGGGGGUGGACGGCCAACAGCAAAAUGGCCCUGCAGACACAGAAAGGAAAGAACCCUUUCAGGGACAGGAGUCUUGUCCUAAAGCCUCAGGCCAGGAUGAUCGGUCUCUCAGAAUUAUUAAGAGAACAAAGAAACCUGAUUUACAGAUCUAUCAACCUGGAAGACGCCUACAGACCAUUGCAAAAGAUCUAGCUGGCCGAGUAGAAGAGAAGGAGGUCCUCAGUCAGGUGGAGCAGCUCAGAGUUGAGGAUGAUGAGCCUGAAAAGGACCCUGGGAAAGAUGGCGCCAAGGCCAAGCCCUCCAGAGAUGAGACUGAGAAGAACCAGAAGGCCAUCAAGGGGGACAAGGGCAAAAAGCCCGAAAGGGGGGAAGGGACAAGGAAAGUCAAUGAUGAUACGCUCCAGGGCAAGCCCAGCUCCGCCAAGCGCUACUCGCGUUCGGACAAGCGGAGGAAUCGCUAUCGCACUUGUAGCACCAGCUCGGCUGGGAGCAACAACAGUGCUGAGGGGACUGGGUUCACUGAUGGAGGUCGGCGCCGGCGGCAAGAUCGGGCCAAAGAGAGGCCUCGUCUGAAGAAGCAGAUGUCUAUGUCUUCAACUGACUCCCUGGAUGAAGACAGAACUGACGAGCCAGACCUCCUGGGACCCAGGAGGAGCUCUGAGAGGAGGAAGCCUUUGGACAGAAGCUGGUCUUGCCAUGGGGAGGGUGAGCGGAGAAGUGAAGGGAAGGAGAACAGAGGUGGCCUUCGAGUCACUUUUGAUGCAGAGAUUGUGAACAAGGAUGUGUCCAUGGUGAGACUGAGCAAGGAAGAUGUGGAUAGACUGAAGGCUGACAAGGCCUCAGGCAGCAUGGGCAAGGCCCCUGAAAAGCAAGAGUCCAAAACCCCAAACCAGGAACUGCGGGGUCGUGGUCGGGGCAUUCUGGUCUUGCCUGCCCACACAGCACUCUCGGUCAAUACAACAGGAUCUCCGGAAUCUACACUUUCGGGAUCAAAGCUUCUCUUUGGAGCUGGUGGGAAGGGAUCUCGGAAUCGGGGCCGGGGAGGCACUUCCCGGCGGCUAUGGGACCCAAACAAUCCCGACCAGAAACCUGCUCUGAAGAGCCAGACCCCUCAGCUUCACUUUCUGGAUACUGAUGAUGAAGUCAGCCCCACUUCUUGGGGUGACUCACGCCAAGCCCAAUCAUCUUACUAUAAGUUUCAAAAUUCUGACAACCCUUACUAUUAUCCCCGGGCACCAGGCCCUGGACCUCAGUAUCCCUACACAGGCUAUGGCCCACUGCAGUAUCCCCUGGGCCCUACAAAUGGGGUGUAUCCAGGGGCUUACUACUCUGGCUACCCUGCUCCAUCUGGACAGUAUGUGUGUGGCCCUCUUCCUGCCAGCUCCUUGAGUCCAGAAGAGAUGGAGCAGCAGGUGAGGGACCUUCAGCAGCAGGAGCUUCAUCGGCUUCUUCGAGUAGCUGACAACCAGGAACUGCAGCUCAGUAACCUGCUCUCCAGGGACCGGAUCAGCCCUGAGGGCUUGGAGAAGAUGGCCCAGCUCAGAGGAGAGCUGGUGCAGCUUUACGAGCGCUGCCUCCUGCUGGACAUCGAGUUCUCCGAUCACCAGAACGUGGACCAGAUCCUGUGGAAGAGUGCUUUCUACCAGGUCAUCGAGAAGUUCAGGCAGCUGCUUAAGGAUCCACAUGCUGAGAACCCAGAGCAGAUUCGGAACAGGCUGCUGGAGCUCCUGGAUGAGGGCACUGGCUUCUUUGAUAGUCUGCUUCAGAAACUGCAGGUUACAUACCAGUUUAAGCUAGAGGACUACAUGGAUGGUCUGGCCAUUCGAAGCAAACCAUUAAGGAAAAUGGUGAAGUAUGCAUUAAUCAGUGCCCAGCGGUGUAUGAUUUGUCAAGGAGACAUUUCCAGGUACCGGGAGCAAGCCAAUGAUACAACCAACUACGGGAAAGCGCGAAGCUGGUACCUGAAGGCUCAGCACAUCGCUCCCAAGAAUGGCCGACCUUAUAAUCAGUUGGCGCUGUUGGCCGUGUAUACGAGGAGGAAGCUUGAUGCUGUGUACUAUUACAUGCGCAGUUUAGCUGCCAGCAACCCUAUCCUUACAGCAAAGGAGAGCCUCAUGAGUUUGUUUGAAGAGACCAAGCGAAAGGCCGAGCAGAUGGAGAAAAAGCAGCAUGAAGAGCUGGAGCGAAGCCCUAACCGAUGGAGGAAAGGCAGGAGGUCAACUUUCCGGCACAUUGGUGAUGACACUACCCGCCUGGAGAUUUGGAUCCACCCUACCCACUCUCGAUCUUCCCAGGGCACUGAGUCUGGGAAAGACUCUGAGCAGGAGAAUGGCCUUGGCAGCUUGAGCCCCAGCGAUCUGAACAAAAGGUUCAUCCUCAGUUUUCUCCAUGCCCAUGGGAAGCUGUUUACCCGGAUUGGGAUGGAGACGUUCCCCGCCGUGGCUGAGAAGGUCCUGAAGGAGUUCCAAGUGUUACUGCAGCACAGCCCUUCUCCCAUUGGAAGUACCCGCAUGCUACAGCUCAUGACCAUCAACAUGUUUGCUGUGCACAACUCCCAGCUCAAAGAUUGUUUCUCAGAGGAAUGCCGCUCGGUGAUCCAGGAACAAGCUACAGCUCUGGGGCUGGCCAUGUUCUCCCUGCUAGUGCGGCGCUGCACCUACUUGCUAAAGGAAUCUGCUAAAGCUCACCCGUCCUCCCACGAGGACGAGGAAGACCAGGAUGAUAUCAAGGUGUCAGCCUUCCUCCCAGACCUGAAAGAACUACUGCCCAGUGUGAAAGUUUGGUCAGACUGGAUGCUUGGUUAUCCGGACACCUGGAACCCUCCCCCCACAUCCCUUGAUCUGCCCACACAGGUCGCCAUGGAUGUGUGGGCGACACUAGCUGAUUUUUGUAACAUACUGACAGCAGUGAAUCAGUCGGAGGUACCAUUGUACAAGGACCCGGACGAUGACCUCACCCUUCUUAUCCUGGAAGAGGAUCGGCUGCUCUCGGGCUUCGUCCCCCUGCUGGCUGCCCCCCAAGACCCCUGCUACGUGGAGAAAACCUCGGACAAGGUUAUUGCAGCCGACUGCAAGAGGGUCACAGUGCUGAAGUAUUUCCUGGAAGCCCUUUGUGGACAAGAAGAGCCUCUGCUGGCAUUCAAGGGUGGAAAAUAUGUGUCAGUGGCGCCCGUCCCAGACACCAUGGGAAAGGAAAUGGGAAGCCAAGAGGGAAAACAACUGGAAGAUCAGGAGGACGAUGUGGUCAUUGAAGAUUUUGAGGAAGAUUCUGAGGCUGAAGGCAGUGGGGGCGAGUAUGACAUCAGACAGCUGCGAGCCAGGAAGCUGGCCCUGGCUAGAAAGAUAGCCGAGCAGCAGCGUCGCCAAGAAAAGAUCCAGGCUGUCUUGGAGGACCAGACUCAGAUGAGGCAGAUGGAGCUAGAGAUCAGACCCCUGUUCCUCGUACCGGACACCAAUGGCUUCAUUGACCACCUGGCCAGCCUGGUACGGCUGCUGGAGAGCAGGAAGUACAUCCUCGUGGUGCCCCUCAUUGUGAUUAAUGAGCUAGAUGGCCUGGCCAAGGGGCAGGAGACAGACCAUCGGGCUGGGGGCUACGCUCGAGUGGUGCAGGAGAAGGCCCGAAAGUCCAUUGAGUUCCUGGAGAGGCGGUUUGAGAGCCGGGACUCUUGCCUACGGGCCCUGACCAGCCGUGGCAAUGAACUUGAAUCCAUUGCCUUUCGCAGUGAGGAUAUCACUGGCCAGCAGGGGAAUAAUGAUGACCUGAUCCUCUCUUGCUGCCUUCACUACUGCAAAGACAAGGCCAAGGACUUCAUGCCUCCCAACAAAGAUGAGCCAAUCCGGCUUCUCCGAGAGGUGGUGCUGCUGACAGAUGACAGAAACCUUCGGGUGAAGGCACUGACAAGAAACGUGCCAGUCCGGGACAUCUCUGCCUUCCUCAAGUGGGCACAGGUGGGGUGAGAAGGCCACGCCGGGCACCGCCCCGAUGGAACCGUUCUCAUGAGGCCGACAGGCGCCACACGUGGCGUGAGAGGAGCCCAAGCGCCCUCGCCACCCACCCCACCCAGACAAUAAACCAUCCUCUUCCAACCCACCACCGUGGCCGUGCUGUGGGGGAGCCAGGACCCUCCUCAGGCAGCAGAGAUUUAGCAGGGAGGCUGGCUGGUGUCACUGAGCUGGGGCCCGCCCUUGGUCUUAGGCCUUCUCCCUUCCCUCCUCUUUCCCUCCUCCACCCUGAUCCAUUGAAGACAGGGGAAGAGCCUCACCCCUGCAGGAACUUGGGUGCUAAGGUGUGCCAGGUUGUUAAGGGUUUGAGUUGGAUGCAGGUGAAUGGGGAUGGAGGACCAAUUAGUCUGGUUCCUUGGCAUUUCCCCAUCCCAAGGUCAUCUUUUCUGUCUGUGCCAUGAUGAGAAAGUGCAGGGUCCCUCCACCUCCUUUGGGCCUUGGCUUCCGACCCAUGCUGCACUUUGGACGCCUCAUUCUACCAGCAACCUGGGUGUUGUCCUUAACCCUGGCUCGCUUCCGAUGUACUGGUCAGACAGACUUUGCUCUUUGUUUCCCCUCCUCUGGGGAGGAGAGGAUGGGGUCUAGACUGGAAGGAAGGUCAGGUUGUUACCUCAGGCUCCUUAACUCGGGUGUCCCAGGAAAGUGUCAUCCAAGCCCUGGCCCGGUCCCUCCUGCUCCUCUCCCUUCUGCUUUCAUGUCUCGUCCUCUCCCAUCGACAUUAGCCCUUACCCUGGUUGUCCCAGGUGCAGGAUCCUGUUCCCUUUCCUCCCUCCCCUUCUUCCUCAUAUCCAUUUGCCUUUGUUUCCCUCUCUUCUCUUUUCCUAACUUCUCACACCAUACUGCAAACUUCUUUCCUUAGCUGUGAGACAUGAAACCAUUUUGUCGUCUGCUCCCAAGUUUUUGUUCUGUGAGCAGACUCGUGUGUAAAGCCUGCCCCGCUUGCUGGGGUGUCAGGAGAGGAUGCCUGCCCAGGCCUGGACAUGUCACCCAUACAGAACCCUCACUUGGGAAGGGUCAGCUUUGUCUCAGGGCAGGGAAAGGGGUGACUAAGGGGCCUUGGGGGAAAGUAGAAUUGGCCCUUAUUGGGGGAGGUGGGGUCCCAGCCUUCUGCAGUUCCUUUAUUAGGCUUCCUGAAGGCAACUCUACAGGCACAGCCAGGACGGAAGGGUUGGGGAGGACAGGAGGGACCAUGGCAGCCCAGCCCACUCACAGGGAGACCACCUCAGUGGUGGGUGGGUGGGGAGGGACAGAGACUGUGGGCUUAGUGCGUUUUCCAGCACACAAGGGUGCUGCUUAAAGCGUGAAGUGCUCCCGGGAUUACCAUAGGCAAGAGAGGGGGGUGUGGGGCUGUUUGGUUAUCUGGAAACCCCCUGCCCCCACGCCCUGGGGCUGAAGCAGAGGGGCCCUCCCCUUUCCAGCCUGCUUUGCAAGGCCGGUUUUGUUGUUUUCUUAAUAAAUUUUUAGUUAUGAAACAU